Molecule: messenger RNA, 2400 nt
Organism: Ambispora gerdemannii
Lineage: Eukaryota; Fungi; Glomeromycota; Glomeromycetes; Archaeosporales; Ambisporaceae
Source: the annotation of a GenBank genome assembly
AUGUCAGACGUCGACUUUCCAACCUACAUACCAGGCCCUCAAGAAAGACAGAAGACACAUGAGCUCGUCAAGAAUCUUCAAGCAAUGUCAGAGCAAAAAAUAACUCGAAACAAGUACAUGCGACGAGGAAAACCAGCAAAGAGAACUGAUUACGUGACUCCUAUUUCUGGGACUGUGAUAUCUUCUUGGAAAAUGAAUGAAUGGGAUUAUAAGAAAGGACUCGUUCCCACAAUGGCAAGAGGCUUAUUUACUAGAAAAGAUAAUAAUCAAUACGAAAUUGUCAUUCGAGGGUAUAACAAAUUCUUUAAUAUUGGCGAAAUGGAGUCGACAAAGUGGGAAAACAUUUAUCGAAACACAGAAGGUCCAUAUGAAGUUACAAUUAAAGAAAAUGGCUGUAUCAUAUUCAUUAGUGGUCUUCCAAAGGGAGAAAUUAUUGUAACUAGCAAGCAUUCUCAUGGUGCUAGAACUGACGUGCCUGUUUCUCAUGCACAAAAAGGUGAACAAUGGCUUGAGAGACACCUAGAAAAUGUUGGCAAAACCAAAGAGGAUUUAGCAAAUUAUCUAUAUGAACAUAAUUUAACAGCAAUAGCAGAGCUUUGUGAUGAUAACUUUGAAGAACAUGUACUUCCAUAUCCUCUUGAUAAGAGUGGUUUAUAUCUUCACGGAGUCAAUUAUAACACAAUAGAUUUGCAAACUUGGUCUAGUAAUAAAGUGACUGCCUUUGCAAAGUACUGGGGAUUUAUCACGACAAAAUACUACAUAAAAGAGACAGCAGAAGAGGUGAAAAGAUUCACUGACGAUGUCAAAGAACAACGUUUAUUAGAUGGCCGACCCAUCGAAGGUUUCGUCGUCCGAUGCAAAAGAGAGCACCAAGACUUCUUUUUCAAAAUCAAAUACGACGAACCCUAUCUGAUGUAUCGAGAAUGGCGUGAGCUCACCAAAGCUAUACUCGCGAAUAAAAAACCUCGCUCUACUUACACGCUUAGUCGAUAUUAUGCUGAUUGGGUGAAAGAGAAAUUAAAGACAGAUCCCGAGUUAUUCAAAGAUUAUUCUAAGGGACUUGGUAUAAUUAAAGUUCGGGAUAUGUUUCUGGAAGAAUGGACUUCUCGUGGUGAUUCAGAAAAAAGUCCAAAGGAGGAAAUUCCAAAGAUUCCAAAAGAGGAACGUAGGAUGUUUAAGAAGACUUUACUUGUGCCAGUUGCAACUAUUGGUUGUGGAAAAACUGCUGUUUCUCUAAUAUUAGGAAAGCUUUUUAACUUUGGUCAUAUUCAAAAUGAUGAUAUGGUCGGAAAGAAAGCUCGAUAUAAGUUUCACGAAGCAAUCAAGAGUAAAUUUGAAUCUCAUGACGUGGUCAUUGCUGACAGAAAUAAUCACCUUACUGAACUGCGAAAGACUCUGAUUGAGGCAGUGAAAACCGUAUAUCCAAAUAUUCAAGUGGUUGCACUUUAUUGGAAUCAUAGCGAACACAAUCUAAACGAAGUUUUCGAGGCCACUUCCAAACGUGUAAUCUCUCGCGGAAAAGCACAUCAAUCGUUAACGCCAGAAAAUCCGAGUUUCGAGCAUAUCAUCUGGAAAUUCCUUAAAGAUUUCCAGCCGCUGGAUUCCAAUAAUGGUGUCGAUGAUCAGUUUGAUGUGGUUAUCGAUUUAGACCCGCUGAAUGAUAUCCAAUCAACUCUCGAUACAAUUUUCAACGAAUUAUCAUCUAUCCUUGGAAUUGAAAUUCCAGAUGAACAUUAUGUCGAGAAAGCGAUCAAUUACGCACUAGAAUAUCAACCAACUGUCAAGAAAAAUGUUAUUUUACAAGAAAAAAGGAAAACUGCCAAUCGGAAGAGCAGCAGCAAGAAAUCACAAAAGUUCGCAGAAGAUAGUUCAGCUGCGCGUAGAAAAAAGCCACCCCUUUAUUACGGCAUCGCGGUAGAACUGGAUGUCAAAGAUUAUCUGAAAAAUUUACCAGAACUGGAUAACAACACUCUUUUCGAAACUCUCCAAAGGAAUCAGCGAAUCCGUCGCGAACACCACGUCACUUUAAUUCAUGCUACGGAACUUCGUAAAAGUGGAUCGCAAGAAUUUCAAGAAUUAUGGGAAGAAUACAGAAACAUGGUCGAUAACGACUAUAAAACGUACAAAGUCGAAUUAUAUAUCGACAAGAUUAUAUACAAUUCGCAACUAAUGGCGCUAGUGGUGCGAGAAAUUGAUCCUCCUGAAAUAACGAGCAUUAAUAAGAUCCCCCAUAUUACUGUUGGUACUGUCAGUGAUAAAGUCAAAGCGGCCGAAGCAAAUCGAAUGUUAGAAUCAGCACUGCUUGGAGUCAAUGGUAAGGGUAAAGGGCAAUCAGACAUUCAGAUUAUACAACUAGAAAAAGAUCUUCAUGUCUGUGGAACUAUCAGAGAGUUCUAUUAA